GUCUAGCGCCGGGUAAAAGGGAUUUGACAGAUGCAAGUCUUGAGCGGAUCCCCGCACUUCGCUUCCUCAGUGGGGCCGGAGGAGCCAUGGCGGCUGCUGCCUGCGGACUGCACGGCGCUGUGGUAGCAACCUCAGUCAGCGGCAAAAAGACGGUCACUUACCGGGAAUACAACAGGAGGAACCGGGAGAACUCCCGCCGAAGACAAGCAGCUCUUUUGUUCCUGACUAACAUCUCUCUGGACGGCCGGCCGGUCCGGAGUAAUUCAGCGGAGACUGGAAGGAGCUACAACAAAGAGCCCGAGUUUGAUGGAGCAAACCCCGGCACCGCAGCAGCGGGAGGUCUCUGUGCGGAUCCCCCUCACAUGAACAGCCUGUCGGCGUCUGUCAGUUGUGGGGUCGUUAGUCCCGGAUCGAAGGCAAGUCUCACAGUACCGCCAAUCCUGGUCCUUCCGUCCGAUAACGGGCAUAUCGAUGUGGGGAGCACGGAGGUGCUGCUGGGAAGCCGCCGAGGCUCGGUCCCCUCACCGGGGGACGGUAACCUGCUCUCCCCGUCCCUUUCCAACAACAGCCUGCUACCGUCUCCGCUGGGACCGCGGAAGUCCUCCACGCUGCUGUCGGUCCAGAGCUGCAACUCUGUGUCCUCCGAACCUCGGCACAGAACUCGGAACCUCUCUGGUGGUUCUCCAAGACCUCGACAAGCAAAGAAGAUCCACUUCAUUAAAAACAUGAAGCAGUACGACACCAGAGGCAGCAGGAUCGUGCUCAUCUGUGCGAAGAGGUCUCUGUGUGCUGCCUUCUCUAUCCUGCCGUACGGAGAGAGCUUCUACCUCAGUGACCCCACAUUAAACCACCCCAGGAGGAGACACUCCUCUGGAAACAUUUCCACCACCCUGGAGAUGGUGCCGGGACUUGAGGGUUUCCAGCUGGACUCGUAUGGGAGGUCAGUGUCCUACGCCCAGUUCCUGUACCCCACCAACGCUCUGGUGAGGUGCAAACCGUCGUCAGUCAGCGACCUGACGCUGCAGAUCCCCAUGUCCAGGAGCACACACAGCAUCCCGGGCAGGAGCCACCCGCCCAGCCGCCUGAGCAGCACCGUGGGACUGGACCUGGGUGUGGAAGACGUGUCAGAAUACGACCCCAACCUUCUCAGUGACCCCCAGUGGCCUUGUGGGAAACAUAAACGGGUGCUGAUCUUCGCCUCCUACAUGACAACUGUUAUCGAGUACGUCAAACCGUCCGAUCUGAAGAAAGACAUGAACGAGACUUUUAAGGAGAAGUUUCCCCACAUCAAGCUCACCCUCAGUAAAAUCCGCAGCCUGAAGAGAGAGAUGAGUCUCGUCGGGGAGGACUGCGGCCUGCAGCCCGUCACCGUUGCCAUGGCGUUUGUGUAUUUUGAGAAGCUGGUUCUGCAGGGUCGGCUCAACAAACAGAACAGGAAGUUGGUGUCAGCUGCCUGCAUCCUUUUAGCUGCUAAGAUCAGCAGCGACCUGAAGAAGCAGGAGGUCAAACACCUCAUAGAUAAGCUGGAGGAGCGCUUCAGGAUCAGCAGGAAGGAGCUGAUUUCGUUUGAGUUCAUCAUCCUGGUUGCCCUGGAGAUGGCGCUGUACCUCCCUGAAAGUAAAGUGUUGCCUCAUUACAGGCGGCUGAUGCAGCAGCGGCAGGUAUAGCGGCGCUUGGCUCAGCGGCACAGCGGCAGUCUGCUGCUCCGUCUUCCACCCGGAGACUCCCAGCACCUUCCACCACCUACACUGUGAUGAUCCUCACGAUGCCUUGCUCAGAGGCGGCUCCCACACCGUCCUCUGAGUGGUGCACAAUAAAAACCUGAGAGGGGAACACCAAAGUUAUGACACACUGUGACAUCACCAAACGAAUCAUCAGAGAAAUACUGAGGCCUGAGAAAUUACUAUCCCCAGUAUAAACCAGUCAUUUUAGAUCCAGUUCCUACCAGGAAACUCCCAGUUUGAUCCUUAAUUUUUUACACACAGUUGUAAAAUUUUAAAAAGUUGUUUCUUUGACAUGUUAGCAACUCUUCUGAGCUAUAAGAAAGACUUAUUUCUCCCUAAAUUAAUUUAAAUAACUUAAAAUGAACUUAAUUUUUCUAGUACCUGAAUUCACUGAAACAUCGUAACAAUAAUCAAUAAACAAAAAAUAUAAAAUAGAAAUAAAUACCUUAAGGUAAGUAUAGAACAAUGUCAAUUAAUUUAGUGGUUUUAGUGAACAUCUUUUCAGUUUAAUUAUGCUCGAACAUGCGUCACUGUGUGUGAUACUGACUUAAAAUUUCAUCAUGAUCAUUUAAAAAAUUUUUUUUAUAGUUAAUUAAAUUCCUCAACAUGCAUAUGUGGCAGUGAGACAGAUGUUGACAAAAUGAACAAUGUACGAAGUUGUAAGUUCCUGCAACAAGAAGGAUUUGAGUUUAACAGAAUAAUUUCUGUUAUUUAGUGGGGAUGCACCGAUCCACGUUUUUCACUUUCGAUACCGAUAUCAGAAGUUUAGUAUCGGCCGGUACUGGCCUGAUACAGAAAAACAUCGCUGAAUUGACUUAAAAUGUGUAUUUUUUUAAACACAGACAUAAAUCUACUGAAUUACAACCUUUGUCAAACAUGUAAAAAAUAAACUGCGUCAAACCACUAAGAGGAGAAUUAAGGAGCACAAGCUUUUAAAAUGGUUAACAGGAGAGUUUAAACGUGUCGCCAUGAUUACUGAGCUUUUGACAAUCAUUUUAUUGCACUCCAAAUAAUCUGAUCGGCUGCUGCCAUAUGUUGUUUCUGAGGAUCAACGGAGGAUGAUUAGGAAGACUUCCUGGAAAGUUUGGGGAUCAUCGUCUCCUCCUCCUCCAUGUGCUGUGAUCGUGUUUAUUCACGUACUGAAGGUGUUUCUGGUAGCGCCUGAAAGCGUCAUGCACUUUUCUGUUCACACAGAAGCUCCAGCUGUGGAGUUUGGAUGUUUAAGUGCCUUUGUGUGGCGAUUUCAUGCAAAGCAGAGCUGAUUCAGUCGUCUUCCUGUCCUGUAAUCUGUUUUCCUGCUGUACCGGCAGACGCUAUGAUCAGAAAACGUUUCUUCCGCUCUGAACAUCUUCCAGCAUGAGAAACGCUGUCCUCCUGUGUCCGCUGUCCGGAAACAUCUGUAGUGUUUGUGUUGCUUACGGUUAUCACUGAAAAGUGAGUAAAAAUUGAUAUUUUGAGACGGUGAAACAGGAACAAACGUUGUGCUAAACGUUCCAUUUAAGGGAAGGAACUCUCUGUGGCUGCAAACAUCCUCAUUCUCUGAAUCAUCACUAAACAAAUUCCAACCUUUGGGUUCCUGAGCUGCAGCAGAAAAGCAAUAAUGAACUCUUGAGCUCUUUAUUUAUUGUUUUUAUUGUACAAUAAAGGGAUGAAUCUGUAUCCAGACCAAGGUUUCUGUCAGGAUGUGUGCAGUUGUUCUUUUCUUCCUUCAAGCUGCAACGUUAAAUCGGCUCCUUGAGCUUCUAAAUUGGGCAUUCUUCCUUUGGCGGCCAUGUUGGGGGAAGUCACUUCCUGCUGAGCCUCGGUUAUUUUUGCACUUUGCCUUUUUAGCCUCACCUCAGUCUUUAUUUUGUCACUAACUAAUAAUAUUUUUCUACAUGUGAACAAUCUUUAUUGUAACCUUGGAUGUUUUGAAUGAACUGUGUCACAGAAACGUAUUUAUUGCUAAUAAUCCGUCAGAUAAAGGAGAAUCAUGUGCGAGCAGAUAUACGUAGCUGAAAAUUACUCCAAGUACAACCUGAUUCUGAUUCUGAUUCUGGUUCUGAUUCUGCGUUGUUAGACUUACAUCCAUGUUCUUCCACUUGUGUUUUUUCUGUUUUGUGUUAAAGAAAAUGUGUUUGUUGGAGCAGGAGAGACGCUUCCUGUACUGCAAAAACACAAAGUAUUUUUGUGUAGUUUCUAGUGCAACUAUCUUGGCACACUUGGAAUAAAGUAAAACUAAUAAGUAACUUUUCAGCAAGAUAUAGGAGCUUGUUUUACGUCAAUAAUUUAUAGUUCUUGGCAAAUGAUUCCUCUUGUAACAGGGGAAAUAUAUCUUGUUAUGAGUUAAAUAAUCUGCCAAUGUAACAAGUACUUUUUUAAUCAAUAUUAAGAAAUUAUUCACUUAAAACAAGAUCCUACAUCUUGCUGAAAAGUUACUUAAGUUAGUUUUUUCUUUUUUCAAGAUUCCUAAAAUGUUUGCACUAGAAACUAGACAAACAUUUCUCUACAGACCAAAUGUUUCCAUUUUAUUGUCUAAGCUGGAGGUUUCUGCAGCUCCACCAUCAGUUUCAGCAUGCUGAUUUCUGUUUUAUUUUUUUUUAGCCUGUCCCUGUUACGUUUUACAUCCAUCUUUGUGCUUUCAUGGGUUGCAAAUAAAAAAUUAAAACCAUGGUGAGGAUUCCUCUCCUGCUCCAGCUAAAAGUGCGGAAUAAUCUGCAGUCUGCUCACAUACUGGACAGCAGUCAGAUUUUUAAUCAAUUAAGGAAAAUAAAUGAGCUUCAUACAGAAGGUAUUUGAUUAAAAUAUUUUUAAAAAAAAACACUUCAGCCGCCAUUUUAAAUGGUUAUUUUGCUGAAUCAGGUUAGCAAACACUAUUUUUAACCUUUUGUUUUCCUUCAGACAACAAAAAUGACCAUUUUCUGUUAUAAAGUAACCAAAAAUCUCUAAAUAUGGCCAUAAAGGCUGCAGUCGUUUUCUCUACAUUAGAGAAGUUUUAUUUUUGCAGCUUUUAUUCUCUCAGUUGACCUUAAUUCUUUCCUAUGUUGUGCCACAGCCUCAUUUGUUUUAUUUAGUUUAUUUUUGACUCUUCUUCCAGCACUGAAACACUGUAAAGGGAAAUAUUUAUCAAGUGUUUGUCUUCUGUUUCUCUCUGUUUUCAUUUUAACUUAUUUCUACUUUAAGCUGACAUGCGUUCUUUUUGUUUUUAUGUAAUUACCAGUUUAUUUCGACAGCAAUAUCACAUGAGUGGAAGUUUUUGCAGAGUUAUUUUCAGCUGCCAGUUUCAGUGAAACACAUUUAUUCAGUGCGUGAGAACGGCUGCUGCAGUGGAAAUGAGUGCAGUUUUCUCUGCAGGACAGUUUGGUUUUCUAAUUUGUCUUGCAAAACAUGGAGACCAUAUACUGUUAGAAAAUGCAAAUGUUUAAUGUCAAAUUUAUUUUCAUUAAAAUAUUUAAAUUUA
Molecule: messenger RNA, 5163 nt
Organism: Xiphophorus couchianus (Monterrey platyfish)
Lineage: Eukaryota; Metazoa; Chordata; Actinopteri; Cyprinodontiformes; Poeciliidae
Product: CDK5 and ABL1 enzyme substrate 2-like
Exons: 10
Coding region: 87-1667 (526 amino acids)
Biological process (GO): regulation of cell cycle
Source: RefSeq, a predicted model, not a curated record